Molecule: messenger RNA, 1382 nt
Organism: Stegodyphus dumicola
Lineage: Eukaryota; Metazoa; Arthropoda; Arachnida; Araneae; Eresidae
Gene: Ndg
Product: Nidogen
Biological process (GO): cell-matrix adhesion; canonical Wnt signaling pathway
Cellular component (GO): plasma membrane
Molecular function (GO): Wnt receptor activity; Wnt-protein binding; calcium ion binding
Source: RefSeq, a predicted model, not a curated record
GUGUAGCUGUUUGGCAGGUUACGAAGGAGAUGGUUAUGAUUGCAGAGCUUUAAGGUCUUGCCGGGAAGAUAGAUAUCUAUGUGAUCGUAAUGCUGAUUGUGUACCGCACGAUGCUUCUGGGGAAUAUGUCUGCCAUUGUAGACAGGGAUUUAUCGGUGAUGGUAUCACUUGUAAUGUUGCUCCUCAACAUAGCGGUGGCCACUUGGUCUUCGCUCAUGGUAUGUCUUUGCUUCGUGUACCUACAACUCCAUCAAAAAGCAAUCCAGGACAACUUCUGCUUAUGGAACCAAACCAGACUCCAGUUGGUUUGGCAACUGAUUGUCAACAGGGACAUCUUUACUGGGCUGACGCAUCUCUGAAAGUCAUACGCAGAGCUAACUAUAAUGGAUCUGAAGUCUCCAUGAUUAUCUCGCAUGAUAUGCUGUCCCCAGAAGGAGUUGCCGUAGACUGGCUGGGAAGAACAAUAUACUGGACCGAUUCGGGAAAAGAUACUAUAGAAGUUGCCAGCCUUUCUAAAAAUUAUCGGAAGGUGCUUUUUUCUGAUGGUCUGGAUAAUCCCAGAGGCAUAGCAGUGCAUCCUGGAUUAGGGAAAUUGUAUUGGACAGAUUGGAAUCGCAGUGCACCCAAAAUUGAAGUGGCUAAUAUGGAUGGUACAGGAAGAAAGGAAUUAGUGAAUGACAACCUAGGAUUACCUAACAUGGUAGUCAUUGAUUUUACCAGAAAUAACCUCUGCUGGACAGAUUCCGGACUGAAAAGAAUAGAAUGCAUAGGCCUCAAUGGCCAAGGCAGGAGACUAGUUUAUACUCCCGCUGCUUAUCCCUUUGGAAUAGCCAUUCAUGAAAACUAUAUUUACUGGACAGACUGGGAGAUCAAAUUUUUGCAUCGAGUACACGUAAAUGGUGGUGAUGCUGAACCCUUAGAAGUUCCAGCUGGUGGAAGUGGAAGAAUGUAUGGUGUGGUAUCAUUACCUUCUUACUGUCCUGCAGUGGGAAGCCCGUGUGCUGUGGACAAUGGUGGCUGCAGAUAUUUGUGUCUACCUGAUGGAAGAGGUGGUCGUUCAUGUGUCUGCCCAGAUUCCAGCGAAGAUGGUUCUGCAAGUAUUGAGUGCAAUGAAAUCAGUUCAUGAUUUGAAAUCACACUUUUAUAUAAAAAAAAGAAGGUCACUCAACAUUACUCUGAACUCUAACACAUCAUACUAUUUUUUUUUUUUUUUUUUUGUUAGAUGCAGUUUCACCGAUUGUAUUUUUGUUUGAGAAUUGAAUUUCUUGUAAAAAUGCUUUCUUACAUGUAUAGUGCAUCUUUUCAUCUUAAGCUUAUUAUGAAUUCAUUAUUUUAUAAUAAAAGAUUUUUGGAAACUAUUCAAAUAAAAGCUCAGCUUCCUU